AUGGACUCCCAGCUACGUGAAGAGUUGGAACGCGUCUUUAGGGACAAUGGGCACAUAAUUGACGACAAAUUGAUUCCAGAAUGCGUUUCUAUAUGUAAAAUGUAUGUCAUAAGUCCAGAGGACUUUAGAUUCAAGGUCGAAGCGAUGAACUACAAACCUUCGACGACGCGGUCGGAAAUUAUGCCCAUCACAAUGGAGACUUUGAGCGGUGUGAAGACGCAGAUUCAGCAGAAUCUGGCCAAGGCAAAUGCACCGAGGGCGCAGAACGCGUCUCGGGGACUCAACACUGCCCAGGUUGAUCGAAAUAGGUUCAUAACAGGGAUGGGCCGAGGGUUCAGCAAUAAAACUGUUGUCCAACCUCUUCCGGUGAAGCAAGAGGGUACCGAAGUGGAAUCAGGUUGGGUGCAUCGGAGUAACACUGUCCAGACAUCUAAUGUCAGCUUCGUUGGACCAUCAUCGGAUGCGGAAUCGCGAAAAAAACGUGCCUACCGAUAUAUGUUUGAGAAGAUAUCAGAAAGAAGCGACUCUCUUGACCAACUGAUUGACGAUUUUGCGGAUCUCAUUCGCGCGCACUAUGAAAUUUCCGAGUUCGGGGAUCCUUCGGCUACAACAGAUGAGGAAGUUGUUGUUGUCGGACGCAUCACACAUGAUGCCGAAGCUGGAUCGAUAGCGAAGCUGGUUGAAGGAGCAAUUACUAUCGAAUCAUCGCGUAUGCUAUCAUCAGGUGCUCGCGUACUGCUCACAUUGGAUCCAGCAAUUAAAGUUAGAGGAUCUGUCAAGGGUGUAGGAGGUUUUGGGAUAUAUCCGGGAGCGAUUGUUGUAUUGAAAGGCAAGAACGGAGGCGGAGGAUAUUUCCUGGCCACAGAAGUGCUUAGUAUUCCGCCCCUUAAACCGUCCCCUGCAGCUCAGAGGUUAAUCAACCCUAAGAUGGACCCCUUGACAUCACAAAACCAAAUUAAUAUGAUGGUUGUUUGUGGUCCUUUUACAACGGACUCUGAUAUUGGGUACAAACCAUGGCGUGCCCUUCUUCACCAAAUCAAAGCACAGAAACCGGACGUGUUACUAUUGAUUGGCCCAUUCGUUGAUGCCGCUCAUCCAAAAAUCAAAGCGGGAGAGUUGGAUGUUUCUCCAGCAAAUCUGUUCCGUGCCCACUUUGUGGAUCCUUUAAAAGCUUUCCUGAUAGCAUCACCUGGAAGCAUAGUGCUUUUACUCCCUUCCGUGCGAGAUUUGACAAGCACACACGCGGCGUUCCCUCAGCCAGAGCUUGACGCUGAUGUCUUCAAUUUCAACCCUCGCAUUCAUCUUUUGCCUAACCCUGCUCGGUUCACUAUUAACGACGUUUCGUUCGCUGCCACCAGCGUAGAUACCUUGUUCCACCUAAGGAAAGAGGAAUACUUCAAACGAGGAGUAGAAGUCGAACCUCUUCCAGCCGAAGCUAACGAUCUACCUAACGAUGUCAUGGCUAACCUGUGUCGGCACAUGCUCUUACAAAGAAGCUUCUACCCUAUCUUCCCGCCACCGCCUGACCUGUCCGCCGAAGUCAAUCUGGACAUGAGCCAUUUUGACGGUGCGCGGAUGGUGGAUGAAGGAGAUUUGGAUUAUGCGCCAGAUGUGCUUAUUUUGCCAAGUCGGCUGAAGCAGUUCUCAAAAGUUGUUCACACCACGAGCACAUUGAACCCGUCGUUCCUCAGCAAAGGGACCUUUGGAACAAUCUUGCUGGGCCCGCGGUCUGCUGGAACGCCACUGGAACGGUUAAAAUUGGAAGUCGCAAAAUUGGAAGUACCAACGCCAGCAAGCGCGACUGCGACUGCAACAAAAAUAGAAGUGUAG
Psilocybe cubensis is the source of this 1830-nucleotide messenger RNA. RefSeq lists its product as uncharacterized. Gene Ontology annotation, cellular component: alpha DNA polymerase:primase complex. The transcript is spliced from 10 exons. Bases 1 to 1830 code for a protein of 609 amino acids. The record is from RefSeq and is a predicted model, not a curated record. Gene Ontology annotation, molecular function: DNA binding. Gene Ontology annotation, biological process: DNA replication initiation; DNA replication. NCBI's taxonomy places the organism in Eukaryota, Fungi, Basidiomycota, Agaricomycetes, Agaricales, Agrocybaceae.